Molecule: messenger RNA, 330 nt
Organism: Priapulus caudatus
Lineage: Eukaryota; Metazoa; Priapulida; Priapulimorpha; Priapulimorphida; Priapulidae
Source: RefSeq, a predicted model, not a curated record
ACUGUGUGCUGAUGAAGUCGCUCGCAUUGGCCUGUAUACAAAAUGAGUACACGUAUUUGGAAAGCGACGCGACAUGGGUCGGAUCAGUAUGUGCCUCCGGGUCGCGCCAGUGGCGGUGAUACCAUUGAUCAUCAUACUCAUCAUAGCUUAUAACGAGCUAGUGAUCCCAAGUGCAACUUCGCCUGUAAACAUGAAGCUCGUGUCGCUACGUGAAACCGCCACGCCGACAAAAUCUGCUAAACCAGCGACUUCGCUGCGCCACAAAGAGGACGUGCCCGUGGUCAAUAAAUCUGCGAGCCGACAGUAUAACACAACUUUUCCUCCCACCGA